Orbicella faveolata is the source of this 4991-nucleotide messenger RNA. RefSeq lists its product as uncharacterized. The record is from RefSeq and is a predicted model, not a curated record. NCBI's taxonomy places the organism in Eukaryota, Metazoa, Cnidaria, Anthozoa, Scleractinia, Merulinidae.
UAAGGUGGUUACAAGCUCUGCCUACCAAGCUGUUUUAAACAAUUUUUUAAAAAUAUCUAUUUUAUCAAUAUUUUAAAAGAAAUAUGUCUGAAAAGAAAAAAUCCACCAAGACAGUCUGUAGGCAAGUUGCUGGCCUCAAAUGGCAAAGAAGGCUCUCCUAUGAAACUAUGUUAUUAGUGACUUUACCGUACUUAAAUGUAUAAUGUGCACACGGUGUAUUUUUUUUGUGAUAGGUUGAUUUGGGCAUGGACAUGGACAUCACUGGAAUUGCUACACAAGCAGAGAGUUAUCAGAAGUGAUUCUGGACAGAAAAAUACACUCUAAAUUUCAGUAGAGAUGGAGUUAAUUUUUUUUGCCUACACACCUCCUUUGGAUGGCAAAAAUACUGCUAGUGAGGAACACAAAGGGAUUCCAAAAGAAAUGAGGAUCCUCAACUUACAGUGCGGACCAAGAAAAUGAGGUUAGUAAGAUAUUUAUUGUAUCUCCACUGUGUGCCUGACGGGUUCAUUAAGGAUUUGAGCGGCUUCAAAUUCUGACGCACCUCGAAAGCAAAACAAGCCAAUUUGAAAUCAUUUUUGAGUUGAUAGCAUGCUUUGAUACGCAAUUUUGAGUAAAAGACAGUUUUAAACUUUUACUUGCUAUGAACGUUACAACACUUGGCGAUAAAUCAUGGAACAGUUUGGCGACAAUGCAAAAACAGCUUUAAAUUUUAGCGAGCUGCACAGGAAAAUAUGGCCCACUAAAUUGACCAAUCACGGCCCACGUACUGACUGAGAGAUAUAAUAUAAUCGUAGCCUGUACAGGCUUCUGCUGCCUAUAAUAUAAAACAGAAAUAGUAAAAACAGUCUCUUCAAUGUGAGAGAACAGAAACUUGCGAUGAAUGCCAGUAUAAACUAACUGUGUAUUCUUAUCUUACAGAUGUAUCUUACUGUGAGUCUGGGGAAAAUUGUCAAACAUAGCUGGUUUAUAUAUCCAAAACAAGCAACGUUUGAAAAAAUAAUUUCAGUUGUACAUCCUUCUGUUCCUCGAACUUAGGAUGAUAUGAGGGUGAAUUUGAAAAUAUCGCGCCUCCUGCUGGUCAUUUGUUAACUCUUGGAAGACGGUCUUGAUGUUGCACGCGCAGGAGAAGCCAUGUCUCAUCAUCAAUCGGAGUUGUUCUUCUUUGAUCAGUGCAGCGCGAGACGCAAAUACAAACGCUUUCGAAAACCGACUGAACUGUUACCUUUCUCUUUACGACUUACGGGCCUCAGCGGCGCGGUCAAAGUCGAAGCUUAUCUUAAACAGCAACAGCAAAAAGCUGGAGACUCAGCACAAGGAAAGGAAAAAGGUUUUGUGACAGAAAGCAGCGAGACUCCCGGGUCACGAGCGGCAGAAACGCUCGGCAACUUCCUUCUUCACAAAGGUGAUCAAUCAGAUCUGAUCGACGGCAAGAAACACGCUGGUGUUGGAAAAUCAUUAAAUUUACCUGACAUUGGAUUGCAUCCAGGCGGAAUUCACUCUCCUCCAGCAAUAAGGAGCUUUGAACAGUUAGAAGGAGACGAUGACGAAGAAGACACACAAAGAUUUUUGUUCGAAGAGAACAAGUUUGCCUCUCAAAAUUUACUGGCGCAGCUUGGGCGAUUGCUUGAUCAAAUUCACCAGGAACAAUUAGAGGAAUUAGAAGAAAUUCAAUCAAAUAGUGCUCAGUUUAGCAGAGCUUCAACUCCUCGGCUAGUUGUAGCUGGCGAGGAGAGCAGUGUUACUGAAACUAUUCGUAGCGGGGGAGUUGUUGUUCCUCUACCGGACGAUUUGCACAGAAAGCUUAGUGCAAACUUCGAAGAACUUUCCUCCGGCGUUAUUUACUUGCGUCGUGAGUGGCAGACUACCAGUUAUAGAGAACAAGCGAUCUUACAGAAACGGCUAGCAAUCAUGUCUGAUUCGCAAACCAACGUAGAGGCGUCCAAGUCGGGUCACGAGAAAAAUAUAGGUGUGGAUCAAAACAAAACAGCGGCCAGCGACGAUAAGUCAGGAGCGGUUAGAACUUCGGAAUCGAAAGAUCUUAACAAACGGAAACAAUCAACUGUCGGAGAAUCGAUUACAAAGAUAGACUCCACAGAUGCGGAGUUAAAAAGAGAAUCAGUUGUCCCAACUCCUGCCACAGAUCAUUCUGACAUAAUGGGUCGCCGAGAAUCUUCGCGUAAUUCAUUUUAUGGUUUUAAACCCAAGACUCGGCUUGAGCGGUACAAAUUGUUGAACGACAAGUCUAGUGAGAGAAAAAGAGGAUCAACUAGCAUUCAUUUUGAAGAGGAUGAUGAAAAUCAGAAAGACGCAUCUGAUGUACAUUCUGGCCAUGGGAUUGCAGGGCAGCCAACAGUUAUCAACUUCUCCUUGUUAUCUAAGACUUGUGAAGAAAAAGGCUGGAUACUGCAUCAAGAUGAUGCUAGUGAUCUUGAAAGACAGACAUUGAUAGAAUGGGCACGAUCAAGGUUACAGCAGAGUAUCAGAGAAAAGGAAGAAAUGAAGGAGAAAGCAAGAGAGCUUGGCAUUGAUGGUCCGCUAGUAACCAAGUACUAUGGCGACACCCACAGGGAGGCAGCUUUAAAGUACAAGAAAGGAGUCUCGUGGGCCAAACGGUGGAAGAACAUGUCUGAGGAAGACAAGAGACCAAAAUUUCUCACCACUUUGCCUGAUGGCACCUCAUACUGCUACUACCCAUCUGGCCGUGUAGCAAUAUGUGCCAUCUAUCCAGGUCCUAACAUAACCGGCAGAUACACUAUAGUGUAUGGAGAUUCUACUGACAGCCCCAUGUUGGCUACAUUUGUACCAGCAGGACAAGGGUGUUGUUAUCAUAAGAAUGGAAGUAUAAGAUUUGUUUCAACGGCUAAAUUUGGUGCUGUUAUGGAAGAUGAUGGCGGGGUGGAGCAGAAGUGGAAGUGGCCUUUAGGGAGGCUUCAGACAACUGUCACUGUACAGCUGAAUAACUUUAUCAGUCUCCGCUGUUUGAGCCAGUCAGGGAUAACCUUGUACUUCAGCUGCCAGAGUGAGACUGCUAAGUUCCAUGUUGGACUGGCACAAGGAGCAAAACCUGUUAAGCUUACUGAACUGGGAUAUCUCCAGACAAGCAUGAAGUUUUCUUCAAAUGCUGCGCUUUUGUCAAUGAAGCCUAAAGUUAAAAAGAAAGAAGAAAGAAGGAGAAAACGAGCACAGAAGCUUAAAAAUCCUGAAACCAUAUCUGAAGAGGUGCUUGAACAACGGCAGCAGGAGUUAGAGGAGAAAUUUCCAGAGAGGAAAGAACUCGAUUUGGACGCACCAUGGCAGAUGGAUUUAUUAAAACUUCAGCGUAAAGUCAAGGGCUUGAUCUUUGACUGGAUGGAACAUUACCGUGUUGCUGUCGGUAUUUCUCUUCCAAUCCGUUUUAACUCUCGUGCAAAACGCCGAUCCAUGUCCCAUUCUGCUCGCUCUAUGCCAGGUACCCUCCCUUCAGGGUUUCAGACAACAAGGACCUCAUUGCGGCGAUCUCCUUCAGCACCUCCUGUUCCACACCCUGCAGGCAAAUCUUGGGACCGCUCAAGAUCUCAGCUUGGUACGCGGCCACAUAGUUCAGCAGACAGUGCCAAGCUGAGUACAAGAGCUAAUGAUCUCAGAGGUGUUACUAUUGAGGUACCCACAAGUGAGAUGCUUGGCGGCUCAAGGCUUGCUAGUAAAGCUGCAUCAGCAUUCUCUGGCACCCACAGUCAAUCACACACUGCUUCACGGACUCCUUUCCGCUGUGGUGUUGUACAGGCGCGUGUGGCUACUCCACCAAGGAGUGGGUGUCCUGUCGCUUUAAGAGCAGAGAUACUUGGAGAAAAAGAUCCGCAAUGCAGAUGUGAUCGUCGAAAGAUUCCUCUUGUCAUGGAUCUGGAAUAUGACACGUUUAUCACCGAACAUGUUCCUAGAACACAGCUUCUUGUUGUCAGUGUCACGUCAUCUCUCUAUCCUGAUGCAAACCCUUGUGACAGUAUGUUGGACCAGCUGUUCCACGAGAAAAACCGGAACAGAUCUCUACCGUGUGUACAGGCUCAAAAUGAUCCUUUUCGCUUGGUCCGUUACGACAUUUCAUUAGCAUCACGUGGUUUAUCUCAGUCCCAGCCUCUUCUCCUCAGACGACAUAACGCUGUGCCAGGAAUGUUCUUAAUGUACACUGGAGGAAGGCUUCUGUUUGCUGAUCAUAUAUUCAAUGGCUAUGGAAAUGCUAAGAAAGAUUUUCUUAAACAGAUUAUGAGAACAAGAAAGGACGCCCUGGAAGGAAAAGCCCUUCCCGCAGACUUUCGCCUAAGUCCAACACGCGGUCGUUCUGGCCCGAGAGCCGCCUGGGGUGGAGAGAUUGGUGGACCCAAGAUAAGCGAGCGAGUCCUAAACAUGAGUCCAUCUGCAGCAGAAAUACAAGUCUCUCAGAACAGUAUGAGGCUUGAUUCUGCAGCUACCAGUGCUUCACUGAGCUCUGCUUCUAUUGAAAUAAGGGGCGGCACCAGUUCAGCGGCAAGUUUUGUUAAUUUAGGCUUGUCUAUAGACAGUCCGUACCCAAUGCACUCCAAAAAAUGGAUCACUUCCGCUGAGACAAUUCCUGAACAUCGCCGAGUACAGACCACAGCUUGGUAGCAGGAGUACAACAUGUAUACAUAACGAGAUAUUUGUAUUCUUAGGUGAAAUGGAAACAUUUGAAAUGAAUUUUUAUUUAAGUCUGCAUCACGCGGAAUACGGUUGUAUUGGAAAGAAAAUAUUUUAACUUAUUUGAACAAGGCAAUAGUUUAAAGCGUUCCGAGAAAAAGUCAAAUCAAUCUUUACCAAAACAGGAUUACUUGAAGGUUUCUCAAACGUACUGUACUGUUGUAGGUUUUAGGGUGGUCUUUCUGAAUUAAUCAAAUAAUUAGGUCUAAAUGAAUCGAGACAAGAUAUAUUUUUAGUAUCAAAGAUCCUAUGAGGUUAUUUAUAAGAUCGAUCUAUCGAAAAUAAAACAGAUUUUUUUAUUA